UCACAUUAAUUUAAUGAAUAUACUUGUAAUAGGAGCAACGGGAACGCUUGGUAGACAAAUAGUUUUUAUAGCUAUCGAUAAAGGAUAUAAGGUUAAGUGUUUAGUUAGAGAUUUUACUAAAGCUGCUUUUUUAAAGGAGUGGGGAGCAGAAUUGAUAUAUGGUGAUUUAACAAAAAAAAAUACUCUUCCACAAGCUUUAAAGGGGGUAAGUGUAGUUAUAGAUGCAUCUACAACUAGACUUAAUGAAUUUUAUAAUAUGGAAAAAAUAGAAAAAGAUGCUAAAAUUGCUUUAAUAAAAGCUUCUGAGGUUGCAGGUGUUAAAAAAUUUAUAUUUUUUUCAAUUGUUAAUGCAAAAAAAUAUACAGAUUUACCCCUAUUGAAAUUUAAAUAUGAAAUCGAACAAUAUCUAGAAAGAUAUUCAGAAUUAAAUUAUACAAUCUUUUGUUUAGUUGGAUUUUUUCAAGGAAUAAUUAAUCAGUAUGCUAUACCAAUUUUGGAAAAUCAACCUAUUAUUAUUACUUCUAGAGAAAAUUUUAUAAGUUAUAUUGAUGCAAGAGAUGUGGCAAAAAUUUCUUUAGCUUCAAUUAAUUUACCCAUAUUUAGAAAAAAAAAUUUUAACUUAUGGGGCCCUAAGAGUUGGAGCACAGAAGAAAUUAUUGAGUUAUGUUAUAAAUUUUCUGGACAAAAAGCUAAAACUUUAUAUAUACCCUUUUCUUUAAUCAGAGUUUUUCAUUAUAUUACUUCUUUAUUUGAAUGGACCUGGAAUAUUUCUCAUAUGCUUGCUUUUAUUGAAAUAUUUAUAUUUGCUAAUCAGUUAACUGGCAAUAGUGAUUAUUUAUACAAAAUUUGUAAUAUUAAUGAUUUAUCCAAAUUAGAUAAAUAUCUUAAAGAAUAUUUUGAUAAAGUUCUUAGAAAAAUACAAGAAUUAAAAUAUGAUAAAUUAAGAUUGAAAAAUAAGAUAAAUUAAACCUUAAUUUUAAAUCUUGCAGUUAUAUCCCCUAAAUGAUUAGAUGGUAAACUAUCGUUAGAUAGAUUUAGUAAAUUUGUUUAAUAAUAAAUAAUAAGUUAUUUUUUUUUACUAAUAGAAUUAAAAAUAAAAGUUUGUAAAUAUUUACCAUAAAAAUAUACACUAUAAAUUAUAUAUUUAUAUCAAUAAUAACUUUAUUAAUUCAUUGGAGUAAUAACUAAUGUUAACUCUAAAAAUUUUAGUAUAUACAGUAGUAAUAUUCUUUAUAUCUCUUUUUGUUUUUGGCUUUUUGUCAAAUGAUCCAUCUAGAAAUCCGAAUCGUAGAGACUUAGAAUAAAAUGAAAAGUCCUUAGUUUAAUAAGUAGGGCUUUCAUUUUAUUCUAAGUCUCUACGAUUCGGAUUUCUGAACUGAAAGAAGUUGAAAGACAUUUAUUAUCAUUAAAUAAACUAGUUAUACUUAACUUCAAAUUAUUAUUAGGAAACCAUGUUUUUUCACAUAUUGUACAAUCAUUAUUUUCUAUAAGUAUAUUGAAAGAUUCAGUAUAGUUUUUUCCUGUACAACUUAUAUAAUCGCAUUUUAAGAUUGAACUAUUAUUUAAUAUACGUACAAAUUUAUUUGGGUUAUUUUGAUAAGGAAUUAUUAAAACUGUAGAUAAAUAAUCUUUUGUUAAA
Messenger RNA from Galdieria sulphuraria, 1639 nucleotides. RefSeq lists its product as hypothetical. The transcript has a single exon. The record is from RefSeq and is a predicted model, not a curated record. NCBI's taxonomy places the organism in Eukaryota, Rhodophyta, Bangiophyceae, Galdieriales, Galdieriaceae. The coding region runs from base 14 to 967 and encodes 317 amino acids.